UUCACGGCAUGCCUGGGCAUGUCUGCCCAUUCACUUCAAUGUGAUGGGGAGUUUAUGAAGCGCGCGUGGCAACCCGGAGCUAGCUCAGUGUGUUUCAGGUACCGAGGAGAGCAGACCGACACUCUACGCAGGAGAAAAUCCCCCGGUUGUGAAAAUGCCUCUGGCCAUAGAUCUGCUGAACCCCUCCUUUGAUUUGGAGAGAAGACGACACAAGAAGAAGAGGCUUGUGCAGAGUCCAAAUUCAUACUUCAUGGAUGUUAAGUGCCCAGGUUGUUAUAAAAUCACAACAGUCUUCAGCCAUGCCCAGACAGUGGUGUUGUGUGUUGGGUGCUCGACAGUGCUCUGCCAGCCCACAGGAGGGAAAGCCAGGCUGACAGAGGGCUGUUCUUUCAGAAGAAAGCAACACUGAAGAGAAUAUUGGAAAAUGGACUAUUUAAGAAAGAAAUUGUUCCAGUUUCUUUAUCUUUUCAUUGAUUGCAAUGAGUGAUGUUGUGACUAAAGUAAUUGCAUUAAAGGUUAUUUCUACCUUACCACUUUCUGAAUAAAGGACUAGCAUUACA
Molecule: messenger RNA, 560 nt
Organism: Astyanax mexicanus (Mexican tetra)
Lineage: Eukaryota; Metazoa; Chordata; Actinopteri; Characiformes; Acestrorhamphidae
Gene: rps27l
Product: ribosomal protein S27 like
Exons: 4
Coding region: 155-409 (84 amino acids)
Biological process (GO): ribosomal small subunit assembly; translation
Cellular component (GO): cytosolic small ribosomal subunit; ribosome
Molecular function (GO): structural constituent of ribosome; RNA binding
Source: RefSeq, a predicted model, not a curated record